UUGAACUCAUAGACUAUGUUUUAAUCAAAUCAAAAAAAAUAUUUUCCAGAACAAGAACAUAAUAGAACAUUAUCGAAUCCUGUUGCAACGAAAUUAAAUUUGCGCAGCUUAACAUCUACAUCCCGGGCCAGAUCGGCAGCAGUAUCUUUGUAUUAACCGGUAAACUUUAUAUUUCGUAAUCUGGUGAAAACCCAAAUUGCAUCAUGCUGUCUCGAGUGUGCGUUCUUCGUUCGACAUUAAACGUACAACAAACAUUAAAAACUCCGUUAGCAGCAAAGUUUGUUCCAAAGAAUUAUGUCAUAAGGAAUUACGCACGUGAAACCCGUUCCCGUGUUAGCACUAGAUCACAGCCAACCCUAUGGGAAAGAUUAAUGGCACCAGCUGGACCUAAUGCAUUCAGCUUAGGCAAAGGUGCAUUGGCGGGUGCCUCCGCUGUGGGUAUUGUUGCUCUCUGUUACUAUGGAUCUGGAGUAAAACCUGGCACAUUGCAGGAGUCACAUCUCUGGCCGCAAUAUGUAAAGGAUCGCAUCAAGACAACUUAUGGUUAUAUUGCUGGCUCUCUGGUUUUGACUGCUGGAAGUGCUGUCACAGUGUUUAGAACACCCGCAUUGCUUAAUUUAGUUGCACGCAAUGGAUGGAUGUCUAUCAUAAUCACACUUGGUCUUAUGAUUGGGUCCGGAAUGGUUGUGCGUGGAAUGGAGUACAGGCCAGGGUUUGGACCUAAACAGCUAGCCUGGAUUGUGCACACUGGUAUUAUGGGUGCUGUUAUUGCACCAAUGUGCUUCCUUGGCGGCCCCAUACUGACCCGUGCCGCUAUGUACACUGCGGGAGUGGUGGGUGGUCUGAGCACGAUAGCGGUGUGCGCGCCUUCCGGGGAGUUCCUGAACAUGCGCGCGCCGCUGGCGAUGGGGCUGGGCGCCGUGUUCGCCGCCUCGCUCGCCAGCAUGUUCCUGCCGCCUACCACUGCACUCGGAGCAGGGUUGUAUUCUCUCAGCCUGUACGGUGGGCUGGUAGUGUUCAGCGGGUUCCUGCUCUACGACACGCAGGUUAUUAUCAAGCGCGCGGAAACUCAUCCCAUGUAUGGAUUCCAGCCUUAUGACCCAAUAAACUCGGCCAUUUCGGUGUACCUGGACAUUCUCAACAUCUUCAUGCGCAUCGCCAUGAUCCUCUCCGGCUCCGGCGGCAACAGGAGGAAGUAACACUGACAAUAAUAAAAUAUUCCCCCACAUAAAUUAUUCACAUAUGUUCGAUAAUUUUAGUUGCGUUAUUGUUUACAGCAUUGUAAAACAACAAAAUUUCAAUAACUUAUUUAGAGUUAAAAUCGCGAAUGUGAUAUAAUGUAAUAUAUAAGAUAGAUUCGAUGUUAAGUUUGAUUAAGUUUUAGUUGGUCGAGGCAUGAUCUAUUAAAUUAACAGUUUUGUGGAAAUACAUCAUCCCAAAUGA
Papilio polytes (common Mormon) is the source of this 1443-nucleotide messenger RNA. RefSeq names its product growth hormone-inducible transmembrane protein-like. The coding region runs from base 204 to 1199 and encodes 331 amino acids. The transcript is spliced from 8 exons. The record is from RefSeq and is a predicted model, not a curated record. Gene Ontology annotation, cellular component: mitochondrial inner membrane. Lineage: Eukaryota; Metazoa; Arthropoda; Insecta; Lepidoptera; Papilionidae.